Molecule: messenger RNA, 1749 nt
Organism: Physeter macrocephalus (sperm whale)
Lineage: Eukaryota; Metazoa; Chordata; Mammalia; Artiodactyla; Physeteridae
Gene: FBXW5
Product: F-box and WD repeat domain containing 5
Exons: 5
Coding region: 16-1263 (415 amino acids)
Biological process (GO): protein ubiquitination
Cellular component (GO): SCF ubiquitin ligase complex; Cul4-RING E3 ubiquitin ligase complex
Molecular function (GO): protein binding
Source: RefSeq, a predicted model, not a curated record
ACAACCCCGCCCCUAAUGCCCGGCUCCGCCCCCCACCUGGACCCGCCCCCUUCCCUCCAGCCCCGCCUCCCCCCCACCCCGCCUCGCCCCAUCCUGCUGCUCCCCCCAGACACCUUCGCCCUGCUGUCCCGCGUGCGCAACAAGCCCUACGACGUGUUCGGUUGCUGGCUCACGGACACCAGCUUGAUCUCGGGAAACCUGCACCGCAUCGGGGACAUCACGUCGUGCUCCGUGCUCUGGCUUAACAACGCCUUCCAGGACGUGGAGUCGGAGAACGUGAACGUGGUGAAGCGGCUUUUCAAGAUCCAGAACCUCAACGCUAGCACCAUUCGCACCGUCAUGGUGGCCGACUGCAGCCGCUUUGACAGCCCGGAACUCCUGCUGGACGCCGGCGCCCCUGGCGCAGACCACGGCCGUGUCUUCGACCUGAGCAGCGACAGCAAGGACCAGGCAGUCGACCCGGGCCCGGCCCGCACCAAGGGCUUGCGGCGCCUCCUGGAGGGCCGGGCCCAGCUCCAGCCGUCAGAGUGCGCGCUGGAGACCAAGGCGGCCGAGCUGCUGGCCCGGGGCCACACCAAGGCCCCCGAGCGCAGCACGGCCGCCGCCGGCAACAAACUCCUCAUCUUCACCACGGGCUGCUUCACCUACUCGCCGCACCAGAUCGGCAUCAAGCAGAUCCUGCCGCACCAGAUGACCACGGCGGGGCCCGUGCUGGGCGAGGGCCGGGCCUCCGACGCCUUCUUCGACGCACUUGACCACGUCAUCGACGUGCACGGACACAUCAUCGGCAUGGGCCUGUCCCCCGACAACAGGUACCUGUACGUAAACAGCCGCGCCUGGCCCAGCGGCUCGGUGGUGGCCGACCCCAUGCAGCCGCCGCCGAUCGCGGAGGAGAUCGACCUGCUGGUGUUUGACCUCAAGACCAUGCGGGAGGUGAAGCGGGCCCUGCGCGCCCACCGCGCCUACACGCCCAACGAUGAGUGCUUCUUCAUCUUCCUGGACGUCAGCAGGGACUUCGUGGCCAGUGGGGCAGAGGACCGGCACGGCUACAUCUGGGACCGCCACUACAGCACCUGCCUGGCCAAGCUGCGGCACCAGGACGUGGUCAACUCGGUGGCCUUCAGCCCCCAGGAGCAGGAGCUCCUGCUGACGGCCAGCGACGACGCCACCAUCAAAGCCUGGCGCUCGCCACGCACGGUGCGUGCCCACCAGGCCCCGCGCCCGCGCCCCUUCUUCUCCUGGCUCGCCAGCCAGAGGCGCUGAGGGCGCCGAGACCCACCGAGGAGGCCGCGGAGGCCCUUUUCCGGGGGUUGGGCAGCUGCCCAGAGCGCGCGGGGGCAGAGAAGCUUGCUGCAGAGAUGCCCUAGGACGGGGGCCCCGCAGGGCCACGGCGGGGGACGGCCUGGCCCCCCCCACGCUCGUGCACGCACACCGCCUCCCACAGCAGCCGGGGCCGUCUCCGGCUGGCCUGGGCUGCACAGGCACUGGGCCCCCGCUGUCCACCCACCCCCUUCCCCGGGGCCUGGGCUCUGGGACAGUCUGCACAACACGUUCCCCUCGGCCAGCCCUGUGGGGCCCUGGCGGUGUUUGCUGGGCCCAGCCUUGCCCAGGGAGCCCGGCUCCCUCCUCUGGGAGCUUCCCAGCGUCAGGGUCGAGAUGGGGGUCAGGCUGCUGCGGGCCAGGCCGCCAUGGGCCCAGGGGACCUGCGUGUCACUGGUCACCUGUUCACGGGCUGAAUAAACAGCUGGC